Rosa rugosa (rugosa rose) is the source of this 1262-nucleotide messenger RNA. RefSeq names its product vegetative cell wall protein gp1-like. The record is from RefSeq and is a predicted model, not a curated record. Bases 197 to 811 code for a protein of 204 amino acids. Lineage: Eukaryota; Viridiplantae; Streptophyta; Magnoliopsida; Rosales; Rosaceae. The transcript has 3 exons.
UCUCUCUCUCUCUCUCUCUCUCUCUCUCUCUCUCUCUCUCUCUCUCUCUCUCUCUCUCUCUCUCUCGUCUUACUGCGUCUAUUUCCAUCGACCUUCCUCCGAUUCUUCAAUCACAAAUUCCCUUAUAAACCCAAAAAGCUCUCUCCAGAUCUUCACAAAAAUACUUGAUAGAAUUUCAGAUCCCGAUCCACCGACAAUGUCAACCACCGUCCCCCCGUCCUCCCGAUCUCCACCACCUCUGUCGCCGCCGCCGGAUCCAUCGAGUCCCAGGCCUCCCAGCCUCGGAUCGCCACCCUGGCCUUCCGCGCCUUCAUCAACCACAUCACCGACACCGUCCGCAACAGCCUCUCCCAGCGCCGCCCCUGGGCCGAGCUUGCCGACCGCUCCGCCUUCGCCAAGCCCGAGUCCUUCUCCGCGUCCGCGUCAACUACCUCGCCGUCGUCGCCCUCAUCAUCACCGUCUCCCUCUUCACCCACCCCUUCUCCCUCGGCCUCCUCGCCGCCUGGCUCUUCCUCUACCUCUUCCGCCCCUCCGAUCAGCCCCUCGUUAUCUUCGGCCAGACUUUCUCCGACACCCAAACCCUAAUGGGCCUCGUCGGCCUCAGCGUCUUCGUCGUCUUCCUCACCUCCGUCGGGGUGUGUUACAAGGGAUUGAAGAGAUUUCAUACUGUGUUUGUAGAGAGCGAGGUUGCGAAUCACCUCGGAUGAAAGAAGCCAUCGACCAUCAAAAUUCGUUCCUCGUGCUUCAACCCGAGACCAUGGAGAAGCUCCAGCGACAACACAAUCAGAUCCCCAAUUUCAGCACUGAGUAGGAGGCUGAAACCAUGGCAGUGAUUGAACCUAAGUUGAUUUCAGCAAUCGAUCCCCAGAAAGUUGAAAUAAAAUGAAUAAUAUCAAGAAUCUGAUCAAUUUCAAUUCCGGAACUGCAAAGAAGCAAUAUGACUGGAUACUGGACCAUGAAUAGAAGCAAUUGUUGACCGGGAAAAAAAAAAAAAGCAAUUGAAACUCUGACUCUGAUUCCUACCCGUUGGUCCCACCAUGUCAGAAUUGCAAAGAAGCCACGCUCAGCAAAACUGAGACAAUUAAGGGGAAAGCAACCCCUCUACAGGGCACUGACCCAAAAAAAAGUGGCUGCAGCGUGGCAAUUACCUAUUGACACGCACAUGUGUGUCCUUUGGCCCAAAUAUAUCACGAAUGUGUAUGUGGCCAUUGCCAAUAAUUGUAGUAGUGUCAUCAAGAUUGAUUGAUUGCCUUUGGCUCAUA